Molecule: messenger RNA, 3358 nt
Organism: Gigantopelta aegis
Lineage: Eukaryota; Metazoa; Mollusca; Gastropoda; Neomphalida; Peltospiridae
Product: COBW domain-containing protein 1-like
Exons: 15
Coding region: 191-1270 (359 amino acids)
Cellular component (GO): cytoplasm
Source: RefSeq, a predicted model, not a curated record
AAUCAUUUUAAAUUUAUAUAUGGCUGUGUGUAUGGCUACACGACACAACUUUUUAUAACACUUAAACACUACGAAUAGUGGACAACUUGUUCCUACUUUCUAACUUUAUAUUGAUAUAUGGUGGGUAGGAUAAAGUUGAAAUCUUAAGCUAAGUUAAGGCAGUUAUUGUCUAUGUACAUACAGUGUUGAAAUGGAUGACCUUUCAGAUGACGAUGCGGUACCUGAUCUUGUAUUGGCAGACAUCAAGAAAGUACCAGUAACAAUUAUUACUGGAUUUCUAGGUGCUGGAAAGACCACUCUGUUGAACCAUGUCCUAAAUGAACAGCAUGGGAAAAAAAUUGCUGUCAUUCUUAAUGAAUUUGGUGAAGGUGACUCUAUAGAGAAGUCGUUGUCAGUAGGUGAAAAGGGUGAAUUGUUUGAAGAGUGGUUGGAAUUACGAAAUGGAUGUCUGUGCUGUUCAGUCAAGGACAAUGGUGUACAAGCAAUAGAAAACCUGAUGUCAAAGCGUGGUAAAUUUGACUACAUUCUCUUGGAGACAACUGGCCUGGCAGACCCUGGUCCAAUUGCCUCAAUGUUUUGGCUUGAUGAAGAACUAUGCAGCGAUAUAUAUCUUGACGGUAUUGUUACAAUGAUUGAUGCCAAGUUCUGUCAUAAGCAUCUCUAUGUAGUGAAGGAAGAUAACUCCAUUAACGAAGCACAAAGGCAGAUUGCAAUGGCUGAUGUUUUAAUAGUAAACAAGAUAGAUCUAGUAACCCCAGAGGAACUGAACUCAAUCACAGCUGAAAUCAAGUUGAUUAACAGUUUUGCCAAAGUUUUAACAACAACGAAAGCAAAAACUAACCUUGAAGAUAUUUUAGAUCUUGAUGCUUAUGGAGGACAAAAGAGCCUGCAAGAAAUAUUUAGAAAUAGAGGCUUUCAUGAAGAUCAAAAGCAUCACCAUGACAGGACGGUUAGAUCAGUGACAGUGGAGCUGUCUGGUGACAUGACACAGUCUGCACUCGACACUUUUCUACAGAAUCUCUUGUGGGAACGACAGGUGAACACAUCAGAGGGUGAGGUCACAGAAGUACUAAGACUGAAGGGACUAGUGUCAAUAGCCGGUAAUGAAAAACAGCUGGUUGUUCAGGCAGUACAUGAGCUGUACGACUCUCGGUUUACCAUUCCAUGGGGCCAAAAUGACAGACACAACACUUUGGUGUUUAUAGGUCGAAAUUUGGAUAAAUCUGUACUUGAAGAACAUCUUUCAAAAUGUAUAUCGUCAGAGAGAUGACAAAGUGAAUUCAGUUAAAAACUUUACACCAGUGAUGGUGUUAGCUAUCUAUACUUCUUGACAUACUAACAAGACUGGUAUUCUUCCAAGGAGUAUUGCACCAGUGCUAUCUUUAUGAACUUUUGUGCAUUUUGUCUAGUACACAAUAAAAAUAAAAGUAUCAUUUUUGCUCAAAUUUUUUCAUUAGGUUUAUAACACAGUCCUGAAGUGAUUGUGCUGGAAUGUAUUCAGAAAUCUCUCAUCAUUGUUUUACAAAUAAACCAUGAAGACUAAGAAUGGUGUUUACUUAUAGUUUACAUAUUGGCUCUGCCCUAUCCCACCAUUGCCACUAUACACAGCUAUGCUUGAAAAUUACACUGUUGAACCAUCAUAAAUGGGUCAAUAACAAGAUUGGUAUUAGUUAUUUUUAGAAAAUAGCUACUAGUACAAUGGCCCAUUUUGUUGCAAUAAUAAUGCAAGGAUGGUUGCAAUAAUAACUGAAAUAGAGAACAUAACAAAACAUGAAAAAUCUGAAGUGUUUAUUUUAUAUCACUGAACAAAGCACCGUGUUAUAAAACAAACAAUGUUGAGAAAAAUAUAUAAGCUGUAUUUAUUGUAUAUACACCUCCAUGUUUAUCACACAAAUAUUAAAUAAGUGAUUGCCCAAGUAAUUGGUCAAAGAUGUGAAACCGGAAGCUCAAGGCACAGUUUAAUAACAUAAUGCAUGAUUGUUAUGUUUAUCUCAACUGUAUGCAAAACCGGACCUGUAUAACUGAUAUACAUAUACACAGUGCAACAAAUGAGUCUGCAUUCCUAAUUUACACACCACCAACAAAAUCUAUGAUCACUGCUGUGGGACAAGUCAUAUAGAAGGUCAGUUUACGAUUCUUUCUUAUGUGGUAGACUUGUCUAAAUGGAUUUCCACAUUUUUACCAAAGCAAUUUAGAUUAUCUCCCUUGGGAUAUACAAAAAAAAAAAAAAAAAAACACUUUUUUUAAUUAUUUACAUUUUGAUGGGAGAAAAAGGUUUAGAGAACAGGAUUUAGACCCAUAAAAAUAGUCUGUGAGAUGGUGCAUUUACUAAACCAUUUGCUUCCAAAAUUAUAUAUAUAUGUUACAAUUACAGUACAUUCGACAUCAAUAAUUAACAACAUGUAAAGUUUUUUUUACCUUGUAUUUAAAUAAAAAAUAGGGCAUUCCUUAUUUUUUACAAUUUGAGUUUCUUUUAAACUACUAUACAUUCACUACAUACUACCAUUCAUGCAAAGGCUUAUUUUCUUUAUGAAAAUUAAAGUUUGCACUGAUUGUGUAAAAGGACAUUGGUGAGAAUGUUAUUAAACACUUAUAAUAUAGUGACUGUUCAGUGAAGUCAUACACAUUUAAAACAAUCAUAACAUGUAUCAUGGGUUCUUGUAGUGCUAUUAAGUAGUGAGGUUCCACUGAUCGAUUAUUAGUUGGGCUCCUGAUGAUUCAUUAGAAAAUAUAUAGUUGAUUGCUGUGAAAAAUGUUACCUGUAAAUUUUCCUAGUUUACAUGAUGAAAUUGAUAUAAAUAUACAAAUGUACCAUGGUUUGUUUCUUUUAAUGUGUACAUAAAGAAAAAAGGUCUUGAACAGGUACUAAAAGUAAAAUUAGCAAAUACAACAAUAAGUGUAUAAUCUUACUUGAAAGCCUUAUACGAUUAUAUAAUUCUAACAUUGUAUAAUCAAAAGUUAACUGGUUGUAACUGAUGAUCGAUGAUGAUAUUCCAACCGAUUCCCUAUUAAGCCAACUAUUCACUUGCAGAAAUUUCAUUUGUAAGUACUGGAGAGUAAUUAAAUAUAUCAUAAAUGGCUUAAAUAAUAUAAUAAACAUCACAGCAAUAUCACAAGUGAUCUGUGAGGACUACAGUGUAAUCAGUAAUUACUAUAGAAUGCAAAUCUAAAAUUAAAACUACACAAAGUGAUAUGUACAGGUAGUGUAACAAAAUAUUUUACAAACCUUUUUUAAUUACAUUUUUAUUUUGGUAUAAUGCUUCACAUUUUCUGUCACGUUAAAAAAUUAAAAUUUGUCCAUAUUUUUUUUUAAAGAAUAAUAAAAUAAAUAGAAAAAAAUAGAAAAAAAAAAAAAAAA